AUGUGGCGGUUGGUGCUUGGACUCUCUCUCGUGGCGGCUACGGCUGCGGCGGCGGGAACCGAGGCCGGGAGCGCGCCCAACAUCAUCAUCCUCCUCAUGGACGACAUGGGUUGGGGGGACCUGGGGGUCUUCGGGGAACCUUCCAGAGAGACGCCAAACCUGGACCGAAUGGCUGCAGAAGGAAUGCUCUUCCCGAAUUUCUACGCUGCCAACCCACUGUGCUCCCCUUCCCGUGCUGCAUUGCUAACAGGUCGUCUUCCCAUUAGAAAUGGUUUCUACACGACAAAUGCUCAUGCUCGAAACGAUCUGAAAGAAGCAUACACACCACAGGAGAUUGUGGGAGGGAUCCCUGAUUCAGAGAUCCUUCUGCCAGAACUUCUUCGGAAGGCAGGAUAUUCCAGCAAAAUCGUUGGGAAGUGGCACUUGGGACAUCAAGCCCAAUUCCAUCCCAUGAAGCAUGGCUUUGACGGAUGGUUUGGAGCUCCAAAUUGUCACUUUGGACCAUACAACAACAAGGACAAACCCAACAUUCCUGUCUACAACAACUCAGAGAUGGUUGGCAGGUAUUAUGAAGAGUUUAAGAUUGACUUAAAAAUUGGAGAAUCCAACCUCACUCAGAUAUACUUACAGGAAGCAAUUGAGUUUAUCAGGCGACAGGCUGCCAAGAAGCAAAACUUCCUCCUUUAUUGGGCUGUUGAUGCAACACAUGCACCAGUCUAUGCAUCAAGAACUUUCCUGGGAACAAGUCGGAGAGGCUUAUAUGGGGAUGCAGUCCGCGAGAUAGAUGACAGUAUUGGGAAAAUCCUACAGGAACUGCACACCCAAAAUAUUGCCAACAACACAUUUGUGUUUUUCACAUCAGACAAUGGAGCUGCACUCAUCUCAGCCCCCAAUCAAGGUGGGAGUAAUGGUCCGUUCUUGUGUGGAAAGGAGACAACAUUUGAAGGAGGAAUGCGGGAGCCUGCAAUUGCCUGGUGGCCAGGACACAUAUCUGCUGGACAGGUCAGUUAUCAGCUGGGUACUGUCAUGGAUCUAUUCAUGACCAGCCUGACACUGGCUGGGCUUCAACCACCUACUGAUCGACAAUUGGACGGGAUUGAUCUUUCACCUGUGCUGUUCCAGAAUAAGAUUAUCAGCAGGCCAGUGUUUUACUACCGAGGGAAUGAGUUGAUGGCUGUACGGUUCGAUCUGUACAAGGCUCAUUACUGGACAUGGAGUAACUCCUGGGAGGAACUGCAGCAGAUCCUGAUGAAAGAUUCUGACCUGAAACGUUGA
This is a messenger RNA of Hemiscyllium ocellatum (epaulette shark), 1275 nucleotides long. It is a transcript of the gene galns, whose product is annotated as galactosamine (N-acetyl)-6-sulfatase. Bases 1 to 1275 code for a protein of 424 amino acids. The transcript is spliced from 13 exons. NCBI's taxonomy places the organism in Eukaryota, Metazoa, Chordata, Chondrichthyes, Orectolobiformes, Hemiscylliidae. The record is from RefSeq and is a predicted model, not a curated record. Gene Ontology annotation, molecular function: arylsulfatase activity.